UUGAACCUAAUCGUCAUCGUGAAGCUCCCACAGUUUGGCACGCUGCCUACCCUUCCUGUAAUUGAAUCCAUUCGAAUUUCUUAUUUCAUGUUCAGUUGGAUCAAAUCGCCAUUUUUCUAAUAAUAUAUACACACAAUAUAUAUAUAUAUAUGUAUAAAUGUGUGUAUUUAUAUAUCUGUGUGUAUUGAGGAGGAAUUGAGGUAAUUAAUUGAAUGGGUCUCUGCAACUCCUGCGAAUCGGCACCGGCUGUAACGGCGCCGGCGAAGCUGAUCUUCGACAAUGGCAGAUUGGAGGAGUUUCCCUAUCCAAUCAAGGCCGUCCACGUGUUGCAGAGAAACCCUACCUGCUUCAUCUGCAAUUCCGACGAGCUUGAAUUCGACGACGUCGUUCCGGCCGUCGGCGCCGACGACGAUCUCCUCCCCGGACACAUUUACUUCGCGCUGCCGUUGAGCCGCCUCAACCGGCGGCUCCGGCCGGAAGAGAUAGCCGCAUUGGCGGUGAAGGCCAGCGCCGCCCUGGUGAAGAGUCGCCGGGAAAUAUAUUGCGGCUGCCGCCGGAAGGCGGUGGAAUUCUCCGUCGACCAUGGACUGAAAAAAUCGAGGAAGGUUGCGUGGGAGGGGGAGAGGGGUAGGAGGCGCGGCGGCGGCGCCGCCGCAGUGGUCCGGAGAAGAGGGAAGUUUACGGCGAGAUUGGCAGCCAUAACGGAGUAGGGGCGUUUUUGCAAUUUCACGGGAUUCCAGUGUUUGUUUAAUUUCCUGUAGAUUUUUUUAGGGUGUGAUGAUUUGUGUAUUAUUU
Andrographis paniculata is the source of this 795-nucleotide messenger RNA. RefSeq lists its product as uncharacterized. The transcript has a single exon. The record is from RefSeq and is a predicted model, not a curated record. The coding region runs from base 213 to 710 and encodes 165 amino acids. Lineage: Eukaryota; Viridiplantae; Streptophyta; Magnoliopsida; Lamiales; Acanthaceae.